GUGACUAGAGGCACAGACUCUUCACUCCUCUUGAACAAAGUAUUUGGUUUUGUUAGCAACAGGAAUUUCUUGGGUUUCUGAUUUCAUUAGAGUAAUAAAAGUUUGAGAUUCUUGCACCAUUUACCAGCAUCAUUCUUUUGUAUAGAGAAAAAUAAGUAAAGAAAAAGUUAUCAAGUUUACAACUUUUUUAUUUUUUUAUUUUUUGGGAUCAAUGGACUGUCUUCGCCCUAGAAAUAGACCACCAGUCUUCUCUGGAUUCACAGAGGCUGAGAUAUGGUUGUGUGAUUUGCCUUGCCAUGUUUGGUGCAAGUAUUUGGAAGUUAGGAUCUUCCUGAUUCAAAUUGUACUGCAGAACUUAUUUUUACUCAUUCAUGCCGUGUGCUCCGUCAUUUUCUCUUGGAAUCAUAUCCUUCCAUUUUUUGGAAUCACAGCUUUACUGUUAAGGUGGAGAAGAUGGAGAACUCAUUCACAGGAUCGAGUGAAGACUUGCUGGAUAAGGGUUUUCGCCAAAAAACUGCAAGAAGUUUUAAAAGAAGGAAAAAAGGUCCCAGAUCUGUCAGAACUGGAAUUUGAGGCUAGGUCAUCGAAAGACGGAGCAUGGUAUGAUGUUGAAACAUUUCUUGCUCACACAUUUCUUAGUUCUGGAGAAGCUGAGGUUCGUGUUAGAUUUGUUGGAUUUGGGGCUGAAGAGGAUGAGUGGGUUAAUGUAAAGAAGGCAGUGCGAGUGCGAUCCAUCCCCUUUGAACAUUCUGAAUGCCACAAGGUGAAGGUUGGAGAUCUUGUAUUAUGCUUGCAGGAGAGAAGGGAUCAAGCAAUCUACUAUGAUGCUCAUGUCAUAGAGAUUGAGAGGAAAAUGCAUGAUAUAAGAGGCUGCAGGUGUGUGUUCCUGAUUCGGUAUGAUCAUGACAAUACAGAGGAAAGAGUUCGAUUGAGGAGAUUAUGUUAUAUUCCUUGCCAACACAACAGAUAGUCUAAGCAAUGCCAGCAACCUCUUAACCAAUCUUCAGGUCACAAUUUUUGCCUUAUAAACUGAUCUUGUUAGGAGAUUAAGGUGAUCAGUGGGCAUAUAUGGUAAACAUGAACGGCAUCAUGGAGAUGCUGGGAACUAUAUAUAGUUGAUGAAAUCUCUUGUGAAGAAAUAAUCAUUUUGCAU
Molecule: messenger RNA, 1153 nt
Organism: Rubroshorea leprosula
Lineage: Eukaryota; Viridiplantae; Streptophyta; Magnoliopsida; Malvales; Dipterocarpaceae
Source: the annotation of a GenBank genome assembly